CUGCGAGUUAGCGCGCGGGCGCGGCGCGGGCCGCCCUCCGCCUCCCCUUGGCCGGCGUCGCGCGCACUCUCUCUCUCUCACACACACACAGAGACAUAUACACACCCAGGCACGGCAGCAGCAGGAAAGGCAGCGCGCGUCAGGGCUGCCCUUGCCUUCUUCCCACCCAUCGACCCCCCGCCUGAAAGCAGCUGCACCGGCCUCGGGUCCCGCCCGUCCCUCCGUGGCCACGGGGAAGGCGGAGAGAGCGAAGCAGCCCAGCAGCAGCCGGGGAGGGGAAGGGGGGGAAAAACCCACCAAGACAGAAACCACCUUUUCUUCCUUGGGCAGAUAAAAUGGCAGAUAAUCUAAGCGAUGCCUUGAAGAAGCUGAAGAUAACAGCUGUUGACAGCACAGCUGAUAGCUUGGAGGGGUGCUUGGACUGUCUGCUUCAAGCCCUGGCUCAAAACAAUACAGAAACAAGUGAAAAAAUCCAGAAAAGUGGGAUCCUUCAAGUGUUUGCAAGUCUGUUGACUCCGCAGUCUUCCUGCCCCGCAAAAGUAGCUAACAUCAUAGCAGAAGUAGCCAAAAAUGAAUUUAUGCGGAAUCCAUGUGUGGAUGCUGGCUUGAUCCCACCUCUGGUACAGCUCUUAAAUUGCAAAGACCAGGAAGUGCUUCUUCAAACAGGACGUGCCUUGGGCAACAUAUGCUAUGACAGCCAUGAGGGCAGAAGCGCAGUUGACCAUGCAGGUGGGGCACAGAUUGUAAUAGACCAUUUAAGGUCACUGUGCAGUAAAACAGAUCCAGCCAGUGAGAAGCUCUUGACUGUCUUUUGUGGCAUGCUGAUGAACUAUAGCAAUGAGAAUGAUACCCUGCAAUCUCAGCUCAUCAAUAUGGGUGUUAUCCCUACAUUAGUGAAAUUGUUGGGCAUUCAUUGCCAAAAUUCAGCUUUGACUGAAAUGUGCCUUGUUGCAUUUGGCAAUUUAGCAGAACUUGAAUCAAGCAAAGAGCAGUUCGCCUACACAAACAUUGCUGAAGAGCUUGUAAAAUUGUUCAGGAAGCAAAUAGAACAUGACAAGAAAGAAAUGAUUUUUGAAGUUUUGGCUCCUUUGGCAGAAAAUGAUAUCAUUAAACUGCAGCUGGUUGAAGCAGGCCUUGUAGAGUGUCUACUUGAGAUAGUCCAAAAGACCGUAGAUAGCGACAAAGAAGAUGAUGUUGCUGAGCUUAAAACUGCCUCAGAUCUCAUGGUUCUACUACUGCUGGGAGAUGAAUCAAUGCAAAAACUAUUUGAAGGAGGAAAAGGCAGUGUGUUCCAAAGGGUGCUUUUAUGGAUCCCAUCUAAUAGCCACCAGCUGCAGCUUGCAGGAGCUUUGGCAAUUGCAAAUUUUGCUAGAAACGAUGGAAACUGUAUCCAUAUGGUGGAUAAUGGUAUCGUUCAGAAGCUGAUGGACUUGCUGGACAGGCAUGUAGAAGAUGGAAAUGUCACUGUGCAGCAUGCAGCGUUGAGUGCACUCCGAAACCUUGCUAUUCCCGUUGUAAAUAAGGCAAAGAUGCUGUCAGCUGGUGUGGCAGAAGCGGUAUUGAAGUUUCUCAGAUCCGAAAUGCCCCCUGUUCAGUUCAAGCUCCUGGGGACGUUAAGAAUGUUAAUAGAUGCACAAGCAGAAGCUGCUGAACAGCUGGGGAAAAAUGUGAAGCUAGUUGAAAGGCUGGUGGAAUGGUGUGAAGCCAAGGAUCACGCAGGCGUGAUGGGGGAGUCAAACAGACUACUCUCUGCCCUUAUACGACACAGCAAAUCAAAAGAUGUAAUUAGGACCAUUGUUCAGAGUGGCGGCAUUAAGCACUUAGUUACCAUGGCAACUAGCGAACAUGUAAUAAUGCAGAAUGAAGCUCUGGUCGCUCUGGCACUAAUAGCAGCUUUAGAAUUAGCCACAGCGGAGAAGGAUCUCGAAAGUGCCCAGCUAGUGCAGAUCCUACACAGGCUGCUGUCAGAUGAGAGAAGUGCACCAGAAAUAAAGUACAAUUCCAUGGUGCUGAUCUGUGCCCUGAUGGGAUCAGGUCCUUUUCUGGCACACAGGCAAAGGCUUAGGAGAGAGGUGGGUCUUCUGUUGUUUGUGCUGGGAGAUGACAAAGAACUCCUCCACAAGGAAGUGCAGAGCCUGGCCUUUCUAGAUGUCGUCUCAAAACUCCGCAGCCACGAGAACAAAACGGUCGCCCAGCAAGCGUCCCUCACAGAGCAGACACUUGCUGUGGAAAGCUGAGGAAGGGGACCCACUCCACAUAGCAUCUCGUCACAGAUCUCACCUUUUGUCCUCUGUCCUGCUGCUGCUGCUCCUGCCACAUUUCCCCCCACUGUGUCACUCGUGCAUGCAUGUAACAUACUCACUCUCUCUCUCUUUCACACACACACACACCCCAAUUGAACUGCUGUAGGUACCUGUCCAAAUAAGAUUUCUAUAAAACACCCAUAGCUGAUUGUCAUCACAUGAGCCUCUGUCUCUCUCACACACACAAACACAGUCUCCAGCCGUCGUCGUUCUACUUGUAUUCUCGUUGCUUGGGCCACAUAGUAGAAUGUGCAUGUUCUAGUCCUAUAAUAAUGUAAAAGUGGUACUACUUUGAUGACUCCUCCCCUCACACCCCUAACUCCGUAACAGUGUACUGCUAACUUAGGGACAAAAACAGGCGGCAGCAAAGCUAGGCCGGACGGGGUAUGCGGUGGUUUCAGAGAAGGGGGAAAGAAAGCACCUCUCUUGGGUGCUUUUGAAACCAAGGGGCGAGUGGAGGUGGUCUUGCUGCUCAUUCACGGGUCUUGCCUAUUAAUGUCAACCCCAUGGUACCUAGAGGUAACAUAAUAAAAAAAAAAUCCAGUGCUCUCACCGUU
This is a messenger RNA of Hemicordylus capensis (graceful crag lizard), 2860 nucleotides long. RefSeq names its product Rap1 GTPase-GDP dissociation stimulator 1 (gene RAP1GDS1). Gene Ontology annotation, biological process: positive regulation of GTPase activity. The transcript has 16 exons. Gene Ontology annotation, cellular component: cytosol. NCBI's taxonomy places the organism in Eukaryota, Metazoa, Chordata, Lepidosauria, Squamata, Cordylidae. Gene Ontology annotation, molecular function: guanyl-nucleotide exchange factor activity; protein binding. The coding region runs from base 336 to 2237 and encodes 633 amino acids. The record is from RefSeq and is a predicted model, not a curated record.